UGAGGAUCCCCGCGUGGCUCCAAGGAAGUCCAGUUGAGAAUCUAUAAGUUUUCUGAACGCGCACCCCAUACACGAUCCGCUUUCACCCUUGUGCCGCCUGAGUAUUUGAUGAUAUUUAGGCGCAGAAAGUGCCUGGAAUUCAAAGUCGGGAUCGGUAUCGACGAGCACCUGUGGUAACGUCACGAUUCGCGUCCGUGCGUCCACUUGAUUAUAUUUCGCGCCUAAAUACGUUACUCUAACAGUAGGCAUACUUGUUGCAGAUUAAUGUCAGGCAUCGCAAUUGCCAGGCUCGCCGAAGAGCGAAAAGCAUGGAGGAAAGAUCAUCCUUUCGGGUUUGUAGCACGACCAAUUAAAAAUCAAGAUGGAACUCUUAAUUUGAUGAGUUGGGAAUGUGCAAUACCCGGAAAGAAAUCUACACCAUGGGAAGGUGGAUUGUACAAGUUGAGAAUGAUCUUCAAAGAUGAUUAUCCAUCCAGUCCUCCAAAAUGUAAAUUCGAACCUCCCUUAUUUCAUCCGAACGUUUAUCCUUCGGGAACGGUGUGUUUGUCACUCUUAGACGAAGAGAAAGAUUGGAGGCCUGCUAUUACUAUCAAACAGAUCUUGCUCGGUAUACAGGAUUUACUGAACGAACCUAAUGUAAAAGACCCAGCUCAAGCAGAGGCAUAUACAAUAUACUGUCAAAAUCGUUUGGAAUAUGAGAAACGUGUCAAAGCCCAGGCUAGGGCAAUGGCUCCACAGGAAUAAAUCUAUACUAUGUCUUUCUAAAUUCUAAUAUUCCAACUAUAUAAAGUGGUUAUUUUAUA
Hylaeus volcanicus is the source of this 803-nucleotide messenger RNA. RefSeq names its product SUMO-conjugating enzyme UBC9 (gene lwr). The transcript has 4 exons. Bases 265 to 744 code for a protein of 159 amino acids. Gene Ontology annotation, molecular function: SUMO conjugating enzyme activity. Gene Ontology annotation, cellular component: nucleus. NCBI's taxonomy places the organism in Eukaryota, Metazoa, Arthropoda, Insecta, Hymenoptera, Colletidae. The record is from RefSeq and is a predicted model, not a curated record. Gene Ontology annotation, biological process: protein sumoylation.